AUGGACAAACUCGUUGGUGUUGGAAUGCUCGCUGUCGCCACGGUGGUCUUCACUUACUACUCUAUAUGGAUUUUCCUGAUUCCCUUCGUUGACCAAAGCCACCCCAUUGUUGGGUUCUUCCCGGGCCGCGAAUGGGCAGUCCGCAUCCCGGCGUUGUUGCUGGUGCUGGGUGUUGUGGCGGUCGGAACGUUUAUUGGCACCACUGUGGCUAAGAAAGGCGGUCCCAACUUUUCCAUGGACAAUUUCAUCGAGCGCUCGACCGCUCUGCUUGCAGCUCGGCCAGACACUGCCCGCGUGUCGGUGCGUUACACCCACAAAAAAGUAAAGCACUGCCAGGAGGCCACUGUCGGGAAAGUGCGGCCGGCCGUUGCAAUUUUCAAGACCUAUGAUCCGGUGUCGGGUGCCCUGUACAAGAUUCGAGUCACCAAGGCCAACGAGCUGUCCCGCAUUCUGUCCAGCUUGGGCCCCCGCUUUGUGGAGAUCACUAAGGAGAACAAAGUCUCCAAAAAGCGGGGUCUGGCCAGUCUCAUGAGUGAUGUAGAGCCAUCGGACGUGCCGGUCGCGCCUGAGCCUGCCGCUCCACAAGCUGCCUCAUCGAGUGGCUCCGCUGACAAAUCAUCGAGCGGAACCAAGAAGAAGAGUAAAAAGAGGAAAUAG
Molecule: messenger RNA, 657 nt
Organism: Wickerhamiella sorbophila
Lineage: Eukaryota; Fungi; Ascomycota; Dipodascomycetes; Dipodascales; Trichomonascaceae
Product: Dolichol phosphate-mannose biosynthesis regulatory protein
Exons: 2
Coding region: 1-657 (218 amino acids)
Biological process (GO): GPI anchor biosynthetic process
Cellular component (GO): endoplasmic reticulum membrane; dolichol-phosphate-mannose synthase complex
Molecular function (GO): enzyme regulator activity
Source: RefSeq, a predicted model, not a curated record